UCCACUGUCCUCUUGAAGUGUUCAGGAUGAGUGCUGGGCGAGCGUCGGAAGGCGCGGGCAGCAUCUCCUGGUGGGGCUUCAGUCCUGCGCGUGACCUGCUCAGAAUGGGUCCUGUGAACCGUGACAGAGACGCUAAUGUCUUGCUGGUUGGCAGUGGAGAUCCACGACAUAUUCUGAAGACCAUUGCUGGUUUGCAGGAAAAGCAAAGUCUUCAUGUGUGGGUGGUAGAAAACAGCAUGGAAGUGGUGGCUCGACAGCUGCUACUCCUCUACCUUGCACUAAUGCCUCAGGAAAACAUGGGAAUCAAUGAGAAGACAGAGAUUUUCCUGGAGGUGUUUGGGAACGGUGAAAUCCGCAGCCAGACGGAGGAGACAGUGCGACGUGCGGCCUGUCAGCUCUCCCGGUCUGUCACUGAGGCCGUGGAGACAGCCGCACACGACUGUCUGAACACCAGUCUCCUCAAGUUUAAGGAGCGGGAUGAACUGGACCAAAUAUUCAAGUUGUGGACCCAGUCGGUGUCUUCAUCAUCUUCAUCCUCUUCAUGUGAGCAUCGUGCUCCCUUCUCGAUGUCCAGAGCCUGGGAUUAUCGUGUCAGACAGCAUCUGGGAACGCGCUAUGACUCCAGAAAAGGCUGCUUUGACUGGGACCUUACCAUGAAGCUGCAUGGCAAAGGGUGCGGCGUCAUCAGCAAACAGCAGUAUGUACGAUGGCGAGAGCGGGGGCUGGCGUUCGAGAUGAGGGAAGGCGUUUACCAAACCGCCAACGCAAGUUUGCUCUCCUCAAAAGUUUUUAGUCAGAGAGGGAGGAAAGUGUCUGUCAGGGGCUACUGGGGAGACAUCGUUUCCAGCCCUUACCUCUCCUUCGGCAUUGAAACCGAUGACCAGAGUCUGCUGAAGACACACAAUGGGCAACACAUCAAGACAGCCCAGGAUAUCUCCGUUGCAAAUGUGCAGGAAUUGUUCCAGUGCCUGUCCAGCAGACGGGGCUGCCCCACUGCAUCUCAGCCUCACACAGAAUCAGAGGAUCCAACGACACCAGCUCGACUCAACGCCACUUUUCACGACUUGAUGCAGCUGAACGGCGUCUCAGUGACCUUCCUGCCUUCAGACUCGCUGCAAAAACUGCCCCAAAAACCCAAAUACUCCCACUUCUUCAACACCAUUUACUUCUCAGUGGGCUGUGCGCACCAGUUGGGCCCGGAGACGAGACAGAUUGCAGCACCAGACGCCGUGCUCGUGGUGGAGCUGGCCAAGUACAUACUGGAUCUGAACAAAGAGCAAGAAGACGGCUUUGCAGAGACAGUGAGGCGCAUGGCAUCGGAGGCUGCGUUUGAGCCGUGGCACGAGGAAAACAGGGAGGAUGCUCAUGCUGUUUUCAUACAGCAGGAGAAGUAACCAUGGUUCAGUUAAACAGAGUUGUUUACUGCUCUCCUGCUGCCAGCAGUUAAAUCCUUACAGACAUUUUUACAAGUUAUGUAGACUUUGU
This is a messenger RNA of Salarias fasciatus (jewelled blenny), 1485 nucleotides long. RefSeq names its product dynein axonemal assembly factor 3 like (gene dnaaf3l). The transcript is spliced from 12 exons. The coding region runs from base 27 to 1394 and encodes 455 amino acids. Gene Ontology annotation, biological process: axonemal dynein complex assembly; motile cilium assembly. Lineage: Eukaryota; Metazoa; Chordata; Actinopteri; Blenniiformes; Blenniidae. The record is from RefSeq and is a predicted model, not a curated record.